Messenger RNA from Pseudogymnoascus verrucosus, 1455 nucleotides. RefSeq lists its product as uncharacterized. Bases 178 to 1308 code for a protein of 376 amino acids. The record is from RefSeq and is a predicted model, not a curated record. Lineage: Eukaryota; Fungi; Ascomycota; Leotiomycetes; Thelebolales; Thelebolaceae. The transcript is spliced from 4 exons.
CCUGCUGCACUUAAAGGGUCUAACAUCCCCCGCGCAUCGCGUCUACAGUCCAACUCUCCCCUAACGCCUCUCCAUCCGAUCAUACUCGCACGACGUGCGUCUCCGAAACGAACCUCUUCCUCGAAAACAGACACAGCAGAAUAGAAUAGGACAGGGCCCCAUGCCCGUGCUGCCAACAUGAGGUUCCCCCCGCCUGAGGUCAUGGCGACGUGGCCAGAGCCGAAUUAUAUCGAUCCAGUGCGCCGUGGUAACGAGAGUAUUAUUAUCCAGGCCGUCCUGGUGGCGCUGGUGGUCCUGUUUGUGUCGAUUAGGUUAUAUGCGAGGUUAGCGAUUACGAAGGCGGGGAUUGGGUUGGAUGAUGUGCUUAUUGUUAUUGCCGCGAUUGUUGGGCUGGGCCUAACGGCGGGGGUUAUACUCGCGAUACAUAAUUAUGGGUGGGAUAUACAUGUGUGGGAUCUGCCUCCGAAGGAUAGCAUUACAAGUCGAAAGGUCAGCUGGGCAAGCAUGCUCCUCUACCUCACCUCCUCCUCCCUCACCAAAAUCUCCAUCCUCGUCUUUUACCUUCGCAUCCUCGUCGAGAAGAAGGACAAGCUCAUCACCAAAAUCACCCUCGGCGCAAUGAUAAUCUAUUACGUCGUCCUUCUUAUCGUCCUCUUCGCCCAGUGCCGCCCCCUACCAUACUACUGGGAAAUUCUCAUCGCCGGUGCCAAGGGCACCUGCUUAGAUGAGGGAGUGCACAUGGUCACCGCCGGCGUUCUCAACCUCAUCUUCGACCUCAUCAUCUUCGCCAUCCCCCUCCGCUCCCUCUUUACACUCAAAAUCCGCACCACCCAGAAGCUACAGGUCAUCUCCCUCUUCUCCGUCGGGCUGAUCGUCAUCGCCGCCGCCUCCAUCCGGCUGUACUACAACGUCGUCGUCUUCCUCCAAACCUACGAUGUGAGUUGGUACGGCUACGUCGCCUGGCUCUGGGCAGCUGUCGAAGUGCAUGUUAGCAUCAUCUGCGCGUGCGUGCCUAGCUGCCGCGCGUUCUUCGCUAGUUGGACGGUGAGGGGUUCGAGUAAGAACCGCAGCGGCCAAGGAACCUAUCCUAGCAAGCCCGGAGGAAGGAGUUUUCAUAAUUUGGAUGCGGAAGAGGAUGCGAGGUUGACGAGCGUCAAGAUGGGGAGUAUGGCGAGGGUGGAGGCGGGGAGUGUGAAGAGUGGUGUCAGUGGGGAGAGCGAGGAGACGAGGGAGGGGGUGAGAGUACAGAUGGAGGUGCUACAAUAUCAUGAGGGAGUAGGGGAUAAGAGAGGUGGUGUGAUGGUGUAGACAUAUUAGGGGGAGGAUAAAAAUAAUUUAUAUUUAUGUGGUUGGAAUUGGAAUUGGAGUAAGUAAUAGAUGAAAUAGACGCCAUAGAAUUUAGACAGAGGGCCGCGAGGCAAAAAUCUACGGAUUAUACAGUACAGUACUGUACAG